CAAAAAGUAGGCCCGCAUAGUCAAAAUGACGAACCAUUCGCCGAUACGCACGCCAUCAUAAGAUAUGGUACCUGGGCGAGGAGUUGAGCUUCGGCCUGAUAUCUCUUGCCAUCUUCUAUACGUCGUGGAUAUGCCUUGUUGGGCUGUGUUACCCGUGUCUUACCAUGUCACAAAACGAGGAGCAUGACGAGGUGGUGGACCUGUCCGAGAUCCGGUGGAAGAUGCUGGUUGCCUGCGAUAUCUGCAGGCGACGAAAGGUGCGGUGCGACGGUGAGAGACCGUGUUUGAGAUGCAGCAAAGGUGGAAAGAAAUGUAGCUUCUCGACGCGAAGACGAGUCGUGAUAAACCCCGAGGACAUACGGGCCGUGAAGCGGCCUCGAACAACCCCUUUGUCCCCGGAUCACUUGUCCUCGAAGCGGUCGAUCUCAAACGUCUCGUCGCCGAGACCUGUAUCCUCGUCUGAGCCUUCAAGGGUUCCAACGGGGAAGGACAGAUUAAAGCCAGAUCGGCGAGAGGCCGCUCCCUCCACGCCAGGCAAAGAGCAUCUUCUGCUCAUCGACUCGGAUGACCAGAUCGUCUAUUCUGGACCAUCGACGGGAAUGUCCUUGUUCGCUCGCCUCGGCUUGCUUCACACUGUCGAAGUAUCUGAGAGCGACAGGACUGUGACGUCUUUUGCGUCUCACUCUGUAGGCGCCUUGGGCAUAACGGGAGCCACCACCUCUUCCAGCGACUACUUAGAUCUUUGCCUGCAACAUUGCCCGCAGGAACUCAUGUUCAAGUUGAUAAACUAUCAUCUGGGCACUCCGAUCUUCUUUCCACUACUUCACGCUCCUUCGUUCUUAUCUGAAUUUGUCGCCGUAACCCAACGCCGCCUUCCAUGUACUGCUCAAUAUGGUGCACUCCUGAUGAGCAUCUUUGCUGUGACGGCGCGUCUGGUCGAAGGUGCCAGAGCCCUCCUUCCAGCGUCGGAGCGCGACCAAGCUGGCGAGAGGUAUUUUGAGCUUGCUCAAGACCUUAUCAGAACCAGCAGAAAUAAGCUCGACAUCCGGCACAUUCUCGCUCUUUACCACCUUGCAUUGUAUGCCGAAGGUUGCACCAGUUCUGCGAGCUCCGUCUCUAGCUUCGUUGCAGAAGCAGUUGGUCUGGCCUUUACCACGGGGCUUCACCGUAGUACGAAUGAGUUCAAGAUGGACCCGGUGACGCUACAGGUCCGUACCCGCCUAUUUUGGGCCUUAUAUACGCUAGAUACCUCCCUAACCUAUUCUCAAGGGCGGCCACCACUCAUCAGGUUGUCAGAGUGCAGCGUCGACCUUCCUGUCAUUGUCGACAACGAAUACAUAAAAAAAACGGAGAUUCUUCCCCAGCCCGAGGGAAAUCCGCCACUGGCGAUGGCCGCAGCUGUCAAGAUGAUCGAGAUAUACAUCGCCCUCGAACAGGUGCUGUCUGCAAUCAACACCCCAUCAAGAACACCUGCCGCGGCCUUUUCUCUGAACGACCCUCCGCUUGACCGCAGCGACCUCCUAAAACGGGCGCAGAAACGACUGGACGAGAUUGAACGAGAUCUCCCGCCAUAUUUAUCGCAAGUCCUUGUGACAGCCGAUCCGGCCUCAAGCUUCUUCUACUCUUGCCGCGUCCGGACGGUCCUCCAAUUUGUUCGGACUCUUAUUGCCCGUCAAGCCCUCAUUGACGAACUAGAGACGAGUCCGAUGUCCUCCAAGAAAGAGACUAGCUUCGCCACAUCGGAAGCCUGCGGCCUCUCGGUAGACACCGUGAAGACGUAUUCACGCUUACGGCACUUGGGCCUUCUUCGCUUUUGCGGGUUCCACGCGAUAUCCCACGUCAUUGCCGCUGCGCAUACGCUGAUCGCGUGUAUGUUGAGGAGCUUCGAUCUCGCCUUUGAGCAUCGACCUGACCUGCUGACCGCCAUUGACAUCCUGCUCGUCUUCUCAUCUACAUUUCCGAACGUCGAGACGGUCGUCCAGCUCCUUUUUCAGUUGUCUCACAGUUUGGAUCACAACUAUGGUUCGAAUAGCAAGAGCGAGGCCAUUGCCGUCCGAGUCCUCGCUUCGAAAAUGGCGCGGCCCGCUUCGAGAGUCGAGCAGCCUCUCUUGAAGCCAGCAUUUUCCUGGCAGUCCUGGAAUGGUAAUUCUACUCAAUGGGUUGAUCCUGAACACCCGUCCAAGCACAUUGUCGGGACUGGGACGUCUCACGCCUCCUCUAGCUACACUCAACUAUCUGUCUCGGACACUGACUUUUCGCCUACUCCUCGGGAGGACACAUCGGCCUUCAGCACGACUAAUGACGCUUCUGCUUGGCUUUCUCUAAUAGCUACGGGGCCAGUCGAACCCGAAUGGACAUAUAAUGAUUCAGAUCAUGCGGUGUGGGGGGACAGCUUUUCAUUUCUAAACGACGGAUUGAUUAGCAAAUGGUAGGAGCU
Eremomyces bilateralis CBS 781.70 is the source of this 2437-nucleotide messenger RNA. RefSeq lists its product as uncharacterized. Lineage: Eukaryota; Fungi; Ascomycota; Dothideomycetes; Eremomycetales; Eremomycetaceae. Gene Ontology annotation, cellular component: nucleus. Bases 165 to 2432 code for a protein of 755 amino acids. The record is from RefSeq and is a predicted model, not a curated record. Gene Ontology annotation, molecular function: RNA polymerase II cis-regulatory region sequence-specific DNA binding; DNA-binding transcription factor activity, RNA polymerase II-specific; zinc ion binding. Gene Ontology annotation, biological process: DNA-templated transcription; positive regulation of transcription from RNA polymerase II promoter by galactose. The transcript is spliced from 13 exons.